Molecule: messenger RNA, 2854 nt
Organism: Xiphophorus maculatus (southern platyfish)
Lineage: Eukaryota; Metazoa; Chordata; Actinopteri; Cyprinodontiformes; Poeciliidae
Product: tripartite motif-containing protein 16-like
Exons: 1
Coding region: 31-1623 (530 amino acids)
Molecular function (GO): protein binding
Source: RefSeq, a predicted model, not a curated record
CUCACACAGUUGAUUUUACUGAGAGCUGAAAUGGACUAUAGACAAGUUCAAAUGGAGAAAAUCUCUUGCUCCAUCUGUUUGGAGACAGUGAAGGAUCCGGUGACUAUUCCCUGUGGACACAGCUACUGUAUGACCUGCAUUAACGACCACUGGGAUGGAGAAGUUCAGAGGAGAAACUCUAGCUGCCCUCAAUGCAGAGAAAAAUUUAGAAAAAGACCUGUCUUGAAGAAAAGCACAAUGUUAGCAGAUUUAGUGGAUAUUGAACUGAAGAGGACUGGACUCCAAGCUGCUCCAGCUGAUCACUGCUAUGCUGAACCUGAAGAUGUGGCCUGUGAUGUCUGCAGUGGGAGGAAGAGGAAAGCUGUCAAGUCCUGUUUAUCUUGUCCAGCUUCCUACUGUGAGACUCACCUCCAACAUCACCAUGAUGCUCCACCAUUAAAAAAGCACAAGCUGGUGAAUCCCUCCAAGAAGCUCCAGGAGAACAUCUGCUCUCGUCAUGAUAAGGUGAUGGAGCUCUUCUGUCGUAUUGAAAGAGCAGAAAGGGCUGAGAAGCAGAAGGAGCUCCAGGAGAGUCGACAACGAAUCAAGCAAAGAAUCCAGGACCAAGAGAAAGAUGUGAAGCUGCUUCAACAGGAGGUGGAGGCCAUCAAUGUCUCUGCUGAUAAAGCAGUGGAGGACAGUGAGAAGAUCUUCACUGAGCUGAUCCGUCUCCUCCAGGAAAGAAGCUCUGAUGUGAAGCAGCAGAUCAGAUCCCAGCAGGAAACUGAAGUGAGUCGAGUCAAAGAUGUUCAGGAGAAGCUGGAGCAGGAGAUCACUGAGCUGAAGAGGAAAGACGCUGAGCUGGAGCAGCUCUCACACACAGAGGAUCACACCCAGUUUCUCCUCAACUACCCCUCACUGCCAGCACUCAGUGAGUCUACACACUCAUCCAGCAUCAUUGUCCGUCCUCUGAGACACUUUGAGGACGUGUCAGCAGCUGUGUCAGAGCUCAGAGAUAAACUAAAGGACAUCCUGAGAGACAAAUGGACAAACAUCUCACGGUCAAUUAGUGAUGUGGAUGUUUUACUGUCAGAACCAGAACCAAAGACCAGAGCUGGAUUCCUAAAAUAUAUGCAAGAAAUCACCCUGGAUCCAAACAUAGCAAACAGGUUUCUGUUAUUAUCUGAGGGAAACAGAAAAGUAACGAGGGUAAAAGAACGACAAUCUUAUCCUGAUCAUCCAGACAGAUUUGAUAAUUUAUGUUAUCAGGUUCUGAGUACAGAGAGUCUGACUGGACGUUGUUACUGGGAGGUGGAGUGGAGAGGAGGAAUUGCUGUAGCAGUUUCUUACAAGAACAUCAACAGAAAAGGAGGAUUUGGAGUCAAUGACAAAUCCUGGUCAUUAUAUUUUAUCACAAAAGGUUAUGUAGGUUUUCACAACAACAUUAAAACUCCAGUAUCAGGUCCUGUUUCCUCCAGACUAGGAGUGUACCUGGAUCACAGAGAAGGUUUUCUGUCUUUCUACAAUGUCUCUAAAACUAUGACUCUGAUCCACAGAGUCCAGACCAGAUUCACUCAGCCUCUACAUGCUGGGAUUCAACUUUUUGGUGAGGAAUCAUCUGCUGAGUUCAUUAAACUGAAAUAGUCAGCAGUGAUCCGACGUCCAGUUUUUAAAAAUGUGUAUUUUAGUUUCAGGUGUUUGAUUCUCCUCCAUUGUUGCUGAGAGUUUUGUUUUCAUUUCUUCACUGCUCACAGAUCAGCUGUCUUUACGGAGUUACUUUAUUAUCUUUUUGUUUUGUUGGUGUUGGAGUUCAUUUGAGUGCUGCCCCUUCCUGUUUCUGUUCACCCAUGGAGACUCUCACUGCUAAGGAGGAUUUUGAUUCUCUAAUUACAUUUACAUGAAUUACUUUUUCAUUUAAAUCCAUGUAAAAAUUAGCUGAUGGAAACUAAUUGCUACUAUCAUCAUCAAUCAGAAAAUUUGUCAUUAUUUUGUUGGACGAAGAUCAGAUUAUGAUAACGCAACUUUUUAAAACUCAAACAGUGUUUAGUAUGGGCUGGUAAGUGAAAUGUAAAAGGACAUCAGCAGGUAAAAAUAACUUCCUGCUGUGAGAAAACUAUCAUCCUUUUCAGCAUUUAUUGUAGUUGAAAGGUUAAAGAAGGAAAUUGAUCAAUUUCAUAACAAUAUUCUUCUUUCCAAAGGAAAAAAUAGUUUUUGAACAUUGAAGCAAAGAUGCCAAAGUGUGGAACAAUGUAUUGGCUUAGAGUGGAAAAUUCACUUAUUCAUAAUCUGUAAAAGAUGUUUUCAGAAUGGAGUCCAUUCAUUUCUGGAUUUAGCAGAGAAGCAAAUUCUCUCCUGAUUGUAGAGAAGAGCUGAUGUUAUCUAGUAAACUACAUUGAUUACAUUGAUUAACAUGCUUUAUGUGUUUUUUUAUGGGAGACUUUAUACAACAGCCAAGCUUGCCGUGUUUAUUUUCUGCUUUAAUGAUUAUAUCUGUGUGAUGCUGUAAUAUUGUAAAAAUCUGAAUAAUCUAAAUUUAUUUGUAACAUUUAGUUGAUUUUGGUUAUUUAAUCUUUCAUCCUGGUUAACUUUUAUAAAAGAAAAAUAAAGAAUGUCAAAGCUAACAGUUUUUGAAUCUGCGUGAGACUGUUGCUUUUAACAUGCACAAAUUUCAGAUUGCUUGUUAACUGAAGAUUUGUUGGUCAAAAGGAAAAGGCCAAUUCCAAACAUGUUGUUUAGAUGGUUAAUUCAGGAGGAAAUAGUGAUGAGGUACAGGUGUGUGUGUACGGGGGCGGGGCUUGUCCGGUUUCAUUUGGCUGCAGUUUGUUCUCACAAGGUUCACUUUCAUGAUUGAACAACAUUUUUGUAAUGAGGUUGU